Messenger RNA from Gadus macrocephalus (Pacific cod), 3203 nucleotides. RefSeq names its product FtsJ RNA 2'-O-methyltransferase 3 (gene ftsj3). The coding region runs from base 119 to 2767 and encodes 882 amino acids. The record is from RefSeq and is a predicted model, not a curated record. The transcript is spliced from 21 exons. Gene Ontology annotation, biological process: rRNA methylation; maturation of 5.8S rRNA from tricistronic rRNA transcript (SSU-rRNA, 5.8S rRNA, LSU-rRNA); maturation of LSU-rRNA from tricistronic rRNA transcript (SSU-rRNA, 5.8S rRNA, LSU-rRNA). Gene Ontology annotation, cellular component: nucleus; preribosome, large subunit precursor; nucleolus. Lineage: Eukaryota; Metazoa; Chordata; Actinopteri; Gadiformes; Gadidae. Gene Ontology annotation, molecular function: rRNA (uridine-2'-O-ribose)-methyltransferase activity; rRNA (guanine) methyltransferase activity.
UAGAAUAGAUGCGCCCAGAGAUCCACACGUGUUUUGUUCCAGGGAUGUGUGGUCCCUGGGUUUUGAUCGGUUAGAAAAUAUUUUCAUAUAAUUACGGAAAAAAUCAAAAGGAAACAAAAUGGGAAAGAAAUCAAAAAUAGGAAAGGCCAGGAAGGACAAGUUCUACCACUUGGCCAAAGAAACUGGCUAUCGGUCUCGUUCCUCCUUCAAGUUAAUUCAGCUUAACCGUAAAUUCCAGUUUUUACAAAAAGCCAGAGCGUUGGUUGACUUGUGUGCAGCCCCAGGCGGAUGGCUGCAAGUGGCUUCAAAGUUUAUGCCCAUCUCCAGCCUCAUUAUUGGUGUGGAUUUGGUGCCUAUCAGAGCUAUCCCUAAUGUGGUGACUCUACAGGAAGACAUCACUACUGACAAAUGCAAACAGGCUAUUCGGAAGGAGCUGCAGACCUGGAAGGUGGAUGUUGUCCUCAAUGACGGUGCGCCCAACGUAGGUGCCAACUGGCAGCAUGACGCCUUCACCCAGGCUCACCUCACCCUCAUGGCCCUGAAGCUGGCCUGUGAGUUCCUGAACAAGGGGGGCUCCUUUAUCACCAAGGUCUUCCGCUCCAAGGACUACCAGCCGCUGCUCUGGAUCUUCCAGCAGUUCUUCAAGAAGGUGCAGGCCACCAAGCCCCAGGCCUCCCGAAAUGAGUCUGCUGAGAUCUUCGUGGUCUGUCAGGGUUUCCUUGCCCCGGACAAGAUUGACAGCAAGUUCUUCGACCCCAAGCAUGCUUUCAAAGAGGUGGAGGUUCAGGCUAAGACCGUGAAGGAGUUGAUCCCUGUCAAGAAGCCCAAGGCGGAGGGAUACACCGAUGGUGAUCUGACCCUCUAUCACAGCUUCACGCUGACAGAGUUUCUCAAAGCUGAGAACCCUGUGGAUUUCCUGGGCAAGGCCAGCACGAUCACUUUGGACAGCCUAGAGCUGGAGUCUCAGGAGAUUACUACAGACGAGGUCAAAGAGUGUUGCCGUGACAUCAAGGUGCUGGGCCGCAAAGAUCUCCGUCUGCUGCUGAACUGGCGGACCAAGCUGAGGAGAUAUCUGUCCAAGAAGAUCAAGGAUGAGGCCAAGCAACGCGACCAGGAGAUUGUCCUGAACUCUGACGAGGAGGACGACGACAGCGACACCGACGUGAAACCGGAUAAGCCCGUCAAGGUGGACGCGGCGGAGGGGCAGGGGGAGACCGCCACGGAGAAGGAGGACGAGGCGGAGAACGAGGCGAUGGUGACGCAACUGGCGGAGUUGAAGGCCGAGGAGAUCGCCGAUCUGAGACGGAAGAAGAAGAAGCUGUUGAAGGAGAGGAGGAAGCAGAGGGAGAGGGUGGAGCUGAAGAUGGACCUGCCCGGUGUCUCCAUCGCCGACAACGAGGACACGGCCAUGUUCUGUCUCAGUAGCAUCAAGGCCAAGGCCUUGGGGGAGAUCUCCAAGGGGGACAUGCUGGCUGCCGACAGCCUGGUGGAGGGAGAGGAGCACUUUCACAUCUCCGAAGACGAGGAGGACAACGAGGAGGACAAGAUGUCCCUGGCCUCUGACCUAGAUGAGGAAGAGAGGGACGAGGUGGAGGAGCAGGAGAUGCAGCUGGAUAUGCUGGAGAAGCAGAAGAAAAAGGUGGCCUUGAAGACGGCAAAGGCAGCAGCCGAGAAAGAGAAGGAGGAAGAGGAGGAGGAGGAGGAGAAGGGCCCAGGAGGUCUGCUGGUGGACCUUGAAGACAAAGAUGUGAAGAGAGAGCGUGAGACCAACCUGUGGUUCAGCAAGGGGAUCUUCUCCGAAAUCGACCUGGAGAAGGACGCGGAGACUGAACUCCAACAGACCGAGAAGCUGCAGAGCCAGGAGGCACUAGAACAAAGCCGUGAGGUGGAGGAAGAGGAGGUGACAGCUGACCAACCAGAGGCGGAGGCGGGACCAACACAGAAAACCGAGGAUGCAUAUAACAGCGACUCGGACUCGGACAGCAGUGAUGAUGAACCGGACAUUACGACAAUGAGGCGAGGCAAAGGGGCCGGCGGGCUGAAGGCCAAAGCCGCUAAGGAGGACUUCCAGGUUGUUCCCGUGGAGCGCAGCAACAAGAGACACAGAGUGCUGGAUGCAGAAGGCUUGGCCCUGGGCUGUCAGAUCGCCUCGUCCAAGAAGCGGGGCAGAGACCUCAUGGACGACUCCUUCCACAGGUUCGCCAACUCCGAGGGCCAGUGGGAGGUGCCCGAGUGGUUCUUCGACGACGAGCGGAAGCACCGCAAGAAGCCGGUGCCGGUGACCCAGGCGAUGGUGGACGAGUUCAAGCAGAAGUGGAAGGAGAUCAACGCCCGGCCCAUCAAGCGCGUGGCCGAGGCCAAGGCCAGGAAGAAGAAGAGGAUGCUGAAGAAGAUGGAGUCGGCGAAGAAGAAGGCAGAGGCCGUGGUUGACACAGUCGACAUCUCCGAAAAAGAGAAAAUGUCUGCGCUCAAGAGCAUCUACAAGAAGGCGGGCGUGGGGAAGGAGGAGAAGCGGGAGGUGACGUACGUCGUGGCCAAGAAGGGCUCCGGGGGCAGGGUGGGCCGGCCGUCCGGCGUCAAGGGACACUUCAAGGUGGUGGACAGCCGCAUGAAGAAGGACAUGCGGGGCUUGCAGCGCAAAGAGCAGCGCAGCAAGGGCGGGAAAGGCGGGAAAGGCAAAGGCGGCAAGCCCGGUAAAGGCGGGAAACCCAAGGGAUCCAAACCAGGGAAAGGAAGAGUACCGAAGGGCGGAAGGAAAGGAAAAUGAGCUUUGGACCGGUGACUGGUGGACUUUUUCUUUUUCUGUCUCUUUGUUCUUUGGAAGGCAGGUCUGAGAGGUCGAAUGGAGGGCAUCCACAGAGCCACGACGGCGGCCACAUCUUGGGCUUGUGUCGUUGGUGGAAGUCAAAGUUGACAACCUUUUAUAAUAACCUGUUGACCUUCACAUUGAUGAUGCAUUAGUCUUGUGAAGUUUGGAAAGCUUUCAGGUGGCUAAUUAUAGGAUGUCGGUUUCUCUCUGUAUAGGCUAUUUGUGUGUGGGCUAAUUAAAACCAAUCAAUGGAUGACUUUGCUCUAUAAUACACAUAAAAUAUGAAUGCAUAUACGUAAUAUUACAAAUGUUUGUAAAUGUCACAUCAUUGGCAACCUUUAGCUGAUAUUGCAUAUUUUGCAAUAGAAAACCAAUAAAAAAAACAUCUACAAUA